Messenger RNA from Nicotiana tabacum (common tobacco), 1330 nucleotides. Its product is annotated as protein AGAMOUS-LIKE 6. Gene Ontology annotation, molecular function: DNA-binding transcription factor activity; RNA polymerase II transcription regulatory region sequence-specific DNA binding; protein dimerization activity. Gene Ontology annotation, biological process: positive regulation of transcription by RNA polymerase II. NCBI's taxonomy places the organism in Eukaryota, Viridiplantae, Streptophyta, Magnoliopsida, Solanales, Solanaceae. The record is from RefSeq and is a predicted model, not a curated record. Gene Ontology annotation, cellular component: nucleus.
AGGUAACAAAGUUUCUCACAACUACAAGAAAAGAGUGUUUUAGGAAAUUACAAUAGAGCAAAAAUAAUUUAUACACUCAAUAGAAGAUUUUUUUUUUAAAAAAAGGGGAAAAAAGGUGAAAGGGAGAAUGAAGCAAAAGAAGAAUUAUUAGGUUACUAUUUUCUUGCAAGAGGAGAUCCAAGAUUGAGCCUCUUACUCAGCUUCCAUAUUUAUAAGGGAGAAAGAAAUUUGUAGUACAUACCCUUACUUUAUUGCUAUCCCCACCUCUCCUUGUUUUCCUAUUCAUUACUCAUAACAUAAUUCUCCUUGUACCAAGGCUACCUUCAUAUCCCCAUAUCUCUCUUUCAUUUUCUUUGAGAAACAAAGAAAGAAAAAUGGGGAGAGGAAGAGUGGAGUUAAAGAGAAUAGAGAACAAAAUCAACCGUCAAGUGACUUUCUCUAAGCGUAGGAAUGGUUUACUGAAGAAGGCUUAUGAACUUUCAGUGCUAUGUGAUGCUGAAGUUGCUCUCAUCAUUUUCUCUAGUCGUGGAAAGCUUUAUGAGUUUGGUAGUUCAGGUAUCACUAAAACCCUUGAGCGAUAUCAACGUUGUUGCCUUAAUCCUCAAGACAACUGUGGUGAGAGAGAAACACAGAGCUGGUACCAAGAGGUCUCAAAACUAAAGGCCAAAUUUGAAGCCCUUCAACGAACUCAAAGGCACUUGCUUGGUGAAGAUCUUGGACCUCUAAGUCUGAAGGAGUUGCAAAAUCUUGAAAAACAACUUGAAGGUGCACUUGCACAAGCUAGACAAAGAAAGACACAAAUAAUGGCGGAACAGAUGGAGGAGCUCCGUAGAAAGGAGCGUCAACUUGGUGAUGUGAACAAGCAACUGAAGAUUAAGGUUUCUUUGGAACUAUCAUCGCUAGAGGCAGAAGGACAAGGACUUAGAGGUCUUCCAUUUCCAUGGACUUGUAAUGCAUCAGCUGGAAGCAGCAGUUUCGCUGUCCAUCCUUCUCAAUCAAAUCACAUGGAAUGUGAACCUGACCCAGUACUUCAAAUAGGGUAUCAUCACUGCUAUAUGGCUGCAGAAGGAGCCUCAGGGUCAAGGAGCAUGGCCGUUGAGAGUAAUAUCAUCCAUGGUUGGGGCCUUUGAUUUCUAAUUCCCACUUAGCUUCUGGAUAUAGUAUAAGUUUUUGCUUCAAGUUUUCCGAGACUAAAAACUCAGUGACAUAUUUAUGAUUUGAAGUGCUUGUCAUAUAAGGUAUAAUUUGAGUAAGUGUUUUAUACACUCCUGUUUAACUUCAUAUACUUUCCUAUUUUCUCACCAAGUAAUGCAUAGUUUGACUAAAUACA